Molecule: messenger RNA, 2151 nt
Organism: Talaromyces proteolyticus
Lineage: Eukaryota; Fungi; Ascomycota; Eurotiomycetes; Eurotiales; Trichocomaceae
Product: major facilitator superfamily domain-containing protein
Exons: 3
Coding region: 1-2151 (716 amino acids)
Biological process (GO): transmembrane transport
Cellular component (GO): membrane
Molecular function (GO): transmembrane transporter activity
Source: RefSeq, a predicted model, not a curated record
AUGAAGAAUCCAUUCACCUUACAUAUCAAGAAUCGGACGGUCAACUUUGACCAUAUACGGGAUCUCAAACUUAGAAGACGGCGCGUUCUUGAUGAACUCGACCGAACACAUUUCCAAUGGCUAGUGGUGUUUGUAUCUGGAGUCGGCUUUUUGGCGGAUGGGUAUGAUAUAUACGCAGCUUCAUUGAUAAUGCCCAUGAUAAGUCAUGUAUACUGGGAAAAUAACAUGCCUGCACAAGUCGAGGCUGCACUUAAUGCCGCAAUUUUGGCUGGAACGGUAAUUGGUCAGUUGGCAUUUGGAAUAUUUGCAGAUGUUUACGGGCGAAAGACCAUGUAUGGCCUCGAGCUUAUGAUCAUCAUCGGGUCCACAGUCGGCAUAACAAUGUCCUCUGAAGGUGCUGGUGGUUCUAUGAACAUGCUGGGAUGGCUUAUUUCAUGGAGAGUUCUACUUGGUGUGGGAAUUGGUGGCGAUUACCCAUUGAGUGCUGUGAUUACCUCCGAAUUUGCGCCUACAAAGAGUCGAGGUAGAAUGCUGGCAACUGUUUUUUUCAUGCAACCUAUCGGCUAUCUGCUAGCCACUAUCGUCUCGGUGAUUGUCCUGGCAGCAUACGGAUCUGAUAUCCGUGGGCACGCGACCUGUCAGGACAAUAUUCAGUGCCGUAGUGCAGUGGAUAGUGUUUGGAGAUGGGUAAUUGGGUUAGGCACGAUCCCCGCCGCGUUGGCUAUCUUCCUGAGGUUCAGCAUCCCAGAAAGCCCUCGAUAUACAACCGAAAUUCUGAAUCGACCGGGCGAUGCUUUGGAGGACGUCAAUCAAAUGGAUUUGCCAGCCAUGUCACCCACGCCUGCGCCUGCGCCUGACAUGGAGGCAAAUGCGGAGUUCGAGAUAUAUGGCUCUGGUGUUCCGGGAUUUAAUGCAACAACCCUGCACAGGAAUGAAGGUUCGCUAGAUGAGUAUCACGCUUCUGACAAUGUUGAAAGACGCAGUUUGGCUUCACCACAUGGGUCGCCAAUGCUCCGUGGUGCAUCUUCCACAACCGUCAAUGAGGGACUGCAUCAUAAUAUCACUGAUCCGAAUCUUCUUACAGCCACUGCCGGGGCUCGUACUUCCUUUGGCAACAAUGGUGUGGUUUUCACACGGCCAUUUACAGCAAAUGAUGAGCGGCCAGCCUCGUUGGCGUUAAGCCCAACCAUGCUCACUCAUGCGGAAUCGCAUGAAAGCGGCCCAUCAUCCGAGGAAGAUGGGGGUGGUAUUGAGUCACGAAAUAUCUGGGCCAAUUACCGCUCUGUUAUGAAGGAAUACCUUUGGGACAAAGGAUGCUGGGUUGUUCUCUUUGGUACAUCGUUGACAUGGUUCUUCUUUGACUUUGCAUUUUAUGUCAUGGGGCCCAAUUCAACUCAUGUCAGUGACAGAGUUUUCAACACAUUAAACGAUGAGCCUGACGUGUACCUGAGUCUGAUGAGACAACUAUGGCACUCGCUCGUCAUUGUCUCACUCGGUUCAAUCCUUGGAGGAAUAAGUAUGAUCUAUCUCAUCGGACGCUUCUCACCGCGCACACUUCAACUCGCAGGUUUUCUACUCGUGUUCGCUCUCUUCCUAGUUGUCGGCCUAGUGUUUAUAUUCCUCCCCCCGCCAGCUCAAACCCCACUUGUGGUGUUUCUAUACGUAAUUGCCAUGGUUUUUUUCCAGAUUGGCCCCAAUUUCACAACAUAUAUCAUUCCCUCGGAGCUUUUUCCCACCCAAUUCCGUUGUACGGGAGUUGGUAUCUCUGCAGCUGCUGGGAAGACAGCCGCCGUGUUUGCUCAGCUUUUUUCCACUCUAUCUUCCCUGGCCCCUCAGCGCGACGGGUCGUCCAAAUGGUUUGGUGUUGCAAUUAUUGUUUUCGGCGUUUUCAUGUUAAUCGGAGCCGCUUUGACUAAGUGGUUGACGCCAGAGACCAGGACUGCGGACGGACAGCCUAAGCCGCUGGAGGAGCUGGAAUAUGUUGGUAGGAAAUAUCCCAUACGAUAUCUGUCCAUGUCGAAAGGGGAGAAAGAAAAUAUCCCUAUGGGUGAAACAAAUAUAGAAGAUAGUCGAAUUAUGCCUGAACCUACUACUGAUGCUGCUACUCAUGUUCAAGGUCAUAGGCAUAUAGUUACUGAUAUGGAGGAAUGA